AUGGCGAUCUGUACUUAUAACGCACGUACGCUUGCAUCGGAAGCGGCCAUCGAAGAUCUGAUGAUGCAAGCCAAGAAGAUCAAGUACGACGUCAUCGGUCUGACCGAGACGAGACGACGUCACCCUCUCAACGCCGUAUAUGAGACUGGAGAAGAACUGUUCUUAGGAACAUGCGACAGUAGAGGUGUUGGUGGAGUUGGCGUCCUCGUCAACACGAGAACGGCAAAGAACAUCGACUCUUUCGAACAACUUACGAUCCGAAUCGGACGUCUGCGGAUGAGAAGAUGUGGUCCAACACCAGCUUUGACUAUCUUCGUCACUUACGCUCCAACAUCAAGCUACGGAGAAGAAGAAGAAAUCGAAGCUUUCUAUAUGGACCUAGAGAAGUUCUAG
Messenger RNA from Necator americanus (New World hookworm), 393 nucleotides. RefSeq lists its product as uncharacterized. Lineage: Eukaryota; Metazoa; Nematoda; Chromadorea; Rhabditida; Ancylostomatidae. The coding region runs from base 1 to 393 and encodes 130 amino acids. The transcript has a single exon. The record is from RefSeq and is a predicted model, not a curated record.